This is a messenger RNA of Rhododendron vialii, 1380 nucleotides long. RefSeq lists its product as uncharacterized. The record is from RefSeq and is a predicted model, not a curated record. The transcript is spliced from 2 exons. Lineage: Eukaryota; Viridiplantae; Streptophyta; Magnoliopsida; Ericales; Ericaceae. Bases 103 to 1209 code for a protein of 368 amino acids.
AAAGUAAAAGGAAUUAAAACUUGGAGGCCAAGCCUGCUCUUGCCUAUUUUAACUUCUCUUAAUGAAACUCAAAACCCAAGGGCCCAUUUUUGCGCACGAAAAAUGGGUGCGAAGUCAAAGAAAGGAAAGCAAUCCCAACUCGACAAAAAACCCACAAAAAUUCCAAGCUUCUGCCCAGAUCUUCCCACCCACGUUCAAAGCUUACUUGCCAAAAACGCAACACUUAGGCAAAACAUUAGCCAAAACAUCAGCUGUGGGGGUAAUGUCACCAAGUCGUAUAGACUACUACCAAGGCAAUGCAACCCCAUUGGAAAAUCACCAUUUCCUCAGCUAUCCGUCAAUGACAACGGGCAUACUGACCGAUGUCGCAACGAGUCCCCAGGCUUUCUUUACACUCUCAGCAUCACUUGUUGUCUCGGGGACGAAAAAGUUAUCAGAGAAUUGCCGCCAAGUUGGGUUGGACGUUUUGGGCCCGGGGUUUAUAACUAUAUUCAUCAAUAUAUUCAGGAUUCAAAUUAUAGACCUUCGGGAAUGCUUCCACUUUUGGUUAUGAGCGUUCCUUUCAAACAUUUCACCCUAUCUUCGCCACGUGCAGAUCGCAAUAGUACUUGCACUAUGAUGGUUCUAACAGGCUUUCAAAAACCGGCUGUCGUAUUUUGUGACCCAAGCGGAGGUAACUAUGCAUGGUUAAAGCAUGACAGCACCCUUGUGGAUCCUCACUCUUCAAACCAGCAACUCAUGAAAUUCACCAAUGCCAUUGGAUUCAAAGGAAAGUUCUAUGCAUUGAGUUUGCAAGGAACUCUUGCAGUUAUAGAAAAAAUUGAUUCUCAUUUCAGGAUCACAAGUUUAGGCACAAACAGGGCUGUUCCCAGUGUUCAUUCAAUGCAUUUCAAGGAAUAUUUGAUUGAAUCCAAUGGGGAAAUCUUGUUGGUUUUCUUAGUCUCUAGGAAAUCUAUUCACAGAGUGGAAAAUGUGGAGGUGUAUCGUCUUCGGUUCGAUAAACUCUCAUGGGUGAAGAUGGAGAGCAUUGGGGAUAGAACAUUGUUUGUGGGGACUAAUUGGUGCAUCUCAGUUGACGCAAGCGAAAUAGGAUGCAGGCUAGAUUGCAUAUAUUUUAGCUAUGAAACAGAUGAUGAGUGGUGGGUAUAUGAUAUGGAGAGAGGAAGCAUCUCACCUGGUUGGAAAAACUGCGAUUCUACUACAAAUUAAAUCCUCCAAUAUUGUGGGAUAAGCCAAUAGCAGAAUUUGCCGAGCAAAAAGAGAAAUGUGAUUCAAGAGGUUCUUGACUUGGGAAUUUGAAGUUUUUUAUAUGUUCCUUUUACUUUAUAUAAAUUGGAUAAUCCAUUCCAAAAAUAAGAAGUUUUUGCAUGGAUUUUUAUC